Tachysurus vachellii is the source of this 1570-nucleotide messenger RNA. Its product is annotated as coiled-coil domain-containing protein 134-like. The record is from RefSeq and is a predicted model, not a curated record. Lineage: Eukaryota; Metazoa; Chordata; Actinopteri; Siluriformes; Bagridae. Bases 181 to 939 code for a protein of 252 amino acids. The transcript has 7 exons.
UCACACUGAACGGCACGCUGAGCUGAGCGUACAGAAGCAGCGCUGUGAUUGGUCGCCGGUGGACAGCGCGUGGCAGCGGUGGAGUGGCGCGUGUGAGCCGGUGUGUGUGUGUGUAAAAGAGCGUUAAUAACGUGACGUCAUCAGGCUAACGAUCUCACACACACGUGUGACAGCUGGUUAAUGUUGUUGGGAAUCACCGCUGCUGUUUCCUGUAACAGUGUGUGUCACACCCUUCUGACUAUGCUGAGUGUCUCUGCUGUGCUGCUGAUUGCAGCAUUUGGUGCAACUGUGUGUUCCACUAACUCCAACACACACACACCCCGACACGGACACGACACAAACCUGGAGAUUUAUAAACGUCUUUUUGAGGUGAAGAGAAAGGAUCAGCUCAACGCGCUGAAGAACCUGGUGGAUCUGAACGAUGUUAAUCAGCAGUACAAAAUUAUUGACAUCAUGCUAAAGGGGCUCUUUAAGGUUCUAGAGGACUCCCGAGCUGUUCUAGUAGCUGCUAAUCUGCAGCCAGAUGAUCCAUUUCCUCAGGAUGAUAAAAUAAAAGAGGCGUUCUCUCAUGUGGUGGAGAACACGGCAUUUUUCGGUGACGUAGCUCUGCGCUUCCCGCGUAUUGUCCAUCAUUACUAUGACCAUAACACUGAGUGGGGGAAGACGCUGCGCUGGGGGCUGAGCUUCUGUAACCAGUCUGGUGUGUUUAACGGAGGAGGUCAUCAACAAGUCCUCUCACUGAUGUCUCAGGAGCUGGGAAUAACACAGAAAUCUCCAGACUUCAUUAACCCUUACCGUACAGAGAAAGAUGAUGUGCUCCACACUGCAGAGGCCUUCCAGAAGAUUCUUCGUGAAGAACAGAAGCGCAGGAGGAAGGAGGACAAGAGGAAAGAGAUGAGGAAAGGGCCUCGUAUUUCACGCUCUCGCUCUGAACUCUAACACAACACCCCCUGCUGGUAAUCAGUGAGAAUAACACAGAGAGAGAGAUCUGAGUCACAGCUACAUCAGGUGUAGAUGAGGUAGAGGAGCAGGUGAGUGACAGAACAGAGAGAUGAAGAGGAAAAGACAGAAUUUACAAUCUGAGUGACGCUGUGACACUUUAUUAAAGUUUAAUACUGUUUCAGUUUAAUGCUGAGACCCAAUAAAUAACAUGAAUAAUGUAAAAGAAAUAGAAUGAGCUUUAUUAUAUUGUAUAAUUACAGUUAUCUUUAUAAUGCUUAUGAUUACAUACAUUGUGCUGUGUGAGUAGUGAGUGUGUAACAUGUGGCUUGUGUUCUAGUUCUGUGUCCAACACCUACACCCAACACUGUGCUGUGUUAAUUACAUCUAAUCAUCAUUAACUAACUCACUGUACACACGAGCUGAUACACACAUGAGCUGGUACACACCCCAUACACACAUGAGCUGAUACACACAUGAGCUGAUACACACCCCAUACACACAUGAGCUGAUACACACCCCGUACACACACGAGCUGAUACACACCCUGUACACACAUGAGCUGAUACACACAUGAGCUGAUACACACCCCAUACACACAUGAGCUGAUACACACCCCGUACACACACGA